GCAGUGUGGUAACCCUACGCAGCUGUGUGUCACAUUUGACUUUUACAAGGGUAUUUACACAGCAACCAGUAACCAAAACAACAUCGGAAUAAAAACUAAACAAAAACUUUAGAAAAUAGCAGGGAAAAAUUAGUUUUUUCAUCAAAUCCACACGAUGAGAGAUCCACCCAAAACGUUGGGCAUUACUUUCAAUGCACCAGAAAGUGGUCUCAAUUCUGGAGCACCAUCAACAUCGGGAAGACACAACAGUUUGGAAGAUAUUAAUUUGGAUUCAUUUCUAAAGACAUCCAAUUAUGAAGAUACUGUCAAACAAUUGGAUAUUUAUUAUGGAAUUGUUAAAAGACAGCUGUUGCGCUUCCAAAGUCCCAUUAAUGGCCUCUUUCCGGUGAUGAGCAUCGAUCAUGAGGUGGGCAGUGUACGUGAUAGUGUUUAUUGUGCUGCUGCUGUGUGGAGUUUAUAUCAAGCCUAUCGUCGUAUUGAUGAUGAUCGUGGUAAAUCCUAUGAACUAGGCCAGUCCACCGUGAAAUGUAUGCGUGGCAUAUUGGAAUGUUGGAUAAAACAAGCAUCACGUGUUGAACUCUUCAAACAGCGACAAUCAAAUCAACAUGCCUUGCAUAGUAAAUUUCAUUUGCACACUGGUGAAAUAAUCUAUUCGGAUGAUUUGUAUAAUCAUUUGCAAAUUGAUGUGGUAUCGCUGUAUUUGAUAUUUUUGGUGCAGAUGAUAACAUCGGGAUUGCAAAUUAUAUAUACACAGGAUGAAGUUGCUUUUAUCCAAAAUUUAGUCUACUAUGUGGAGCGUGCUUAUCGCACACCCGACUUUGGCAUGUGGGAACGUGGCUCGAAGUAUAAUAAUGGCACACCUGAAAUUCAUGCCUCCUCAAUUGGCAUGGCCAAAUCGGCUUUGGAAGCCAUCAAUGGUUGCAAUUUGUUUGGCGAAAAAGGUGCUUCGUGGAGUGUAGUCUAUGUAGACAUCGAUGCUCACAAUCGUAAUCGGAGUAUUUUCGAAACAAUGUUGCCAAGAGAAUCGAGUAGUAAGGGUGUUGAUGCAUCUCUCCUCUUAACCUUGUCCUUCCCAGCUUUUGCCUCACACGAAGAACGUUUGGUGGAGCAGACAAAAAAUAAUGUCAUCAAUCGUUUACGGUGCAAAAGGGGAUUCAAGCGAUUUUCUCGCGAUGGUUUCCUCAGCAAAAAUGAAGACAAAACAAGGAGAUAUUACCACACUGGUGAAAUCAAAGAAUUCGAGGGCUAUGAAUGUGAAUGGCCCAUGUUUUUCAUAGCCAUGAUAAUUGAUGGUGUUUUCAAGAAUAAUACCGAACAAAUUGAGGAAUAUCAAAAUGAGCUGAGGCCUUGUCUCUAUGUUGAUGCCCACGGUGAUCCGGUGGUGACAAUGUAUUAUGCCCCCGAUGGUGAGGGGUCUUAUGUGAAAGCUCCUUCCCAAUCGCUAUUCUUGUGGGGUCAAUCCAUGUUUAUAAUAGCUCAGUUGCUAACUGGGGGUCUUUUGCAUAUUAACGAAUUGGAUCCCAUACGCCGUUAUUUGCCCAGCUAUAAUAGACCACGUCGUGCCGGACGUUACUCGGCUUUCCAGGGAAAAGCCUUCGAUGAGAAACACAACGCAAAACCUGGCACUACAUCUAGAGUUCCUUUUAUAGGGGAUAAUAAUAAGAAUGAGGGUACAGCUACAGAUUUAGUAGUGCAAAUUGUAUUGAUUGCCGAGUCAAUGCGUCUGCAGGCAAUGAUGGCAACCUAUGGUAUUCAAACUCAAACACCUCAUGAGGUUGAGCCCGUACAAAUUUGGUCUUCCACGGAGUUGAUUAAAGUCUAUCAACAUUUAGGUGUUAAUAAAAAAGUUGGCCUCUCUGGUCGUCCACCUCGACCGGUGGGUUCUUUGGGCACCAGCAAAGUGUAUCGUAUUUGUGGCAUGACGGUGUUGUGUUAUCCCUUGAUAUUUGAAGUAUCUGAUUUUUAUUUAUAUCGUGAUAUGGCUCUACUAAUCGAUGAUAUUAAAACUGAGCUACAAUUUGUUGGUAAAUAUUGGCGUUUGUCGGGUCGACCAACUGUCUGUUUGCUUAUACGUGAGGAGCAUAUGCGUGAUCCCCAAUUUAAGGAAAUGCUUGAUUUGCUGGCCAUGCUGAAGAAGGGCUAUUGUGAUGGCAUGAAAGUUCGCAUUGGCCGUUUGCAGAAUUUAAUUAGUAGCUCGUGUAUGGAACAUUUGGAUUUCAUCAAUCAGAGCGAUUUGUCGGAUAAGGAGAAUGCCUUUGCCCAAAUAAAUCAUGAAUAUAUAGGUUAUCAAUCAUUGACCGAUGUGCCAAAAGCUCAAACGUAUGUGGAAGAGAAAAUAUCUGUGGAGCACUAUAACCACAAACCCACACAUGAAAUCAUUGAUGCCCUGCGCAGCACGGAAUCCGUUUAUUGUCUUUGUCAAUUAUGGGGUAUCAUAUUGAAUCGAGAAGGUCCUCAUUUCGAAGUGAAUGGGCUGUCAGUAAUACAAGCUUUACAACAAUUAUAUCAUCGUGCCGGGUCUUUACGUUAUUGGCGUGCUGUACGUUAUUGUUCAUCACUUCUACACCAUAUUGUUGAUUCAAUAAGUCCUUUCAUUACAACCGUCCUGGUUAAUGGUAAAGAAUUGACAGUGGGUGUUAUUGGGCAAAAAGAAACAGUGUUCGAUAAGCCAAUGACUCCAGCGGAGAUCCAGGAAGUUAUGUAUAAAACUGUACAACCCUAUAAUGUUGUACAAGCCGUACUGCAACAGGAGGUGGUGUUGUACUGUGGCCGUUUGAUCGCAACAAAUCCCACCAUGUUCCGUGGUAUUUUGAAGAUACGUAUUGGUUGGGUAUUGGAAGCCAUGCGUCUAUACUUGCAAAUGUCUGGUCAGGAAUCAAUUGAUUUGGAAAAUUUAUCACCUUUCCAAGUGCGUAUACUAUUGCAAAAGGUCUUGACUGUUAGCGAAUGGGCUGCUGAAGAAAGACUUACAACCCUGCAACGUCGCCAAUUGGAGGGCUGCUUGUGUCGCGUACCCAAACAUUUCUACAAUAAAAUAUGGGAAAUUCUAAUGCGAACACCCUUGGGCAUUACAACACAAGGUCACUUGUUGCCAGCCACACCGACCUUAAUCAAUAUGAGUCGAGGCGAAUUGAAUUUCUCACUUUUGGUUGAGGAGACCUUAAUAUGCAUAGAGAAACCUGAAAGGCGACAAAUUACCGUGGAAUUAUUGUGUAUUAUAGCAACAAUUCUAAAUAGAAAUCCUGAAUUACAUUUUAAACAAGCUUUGGAUUUGGAUGAAAUUCUAAUGGAGGCAUUCUUAAUGUAUUGCAAGGACAACAAUAUCCAUGACCACCACAAUGAUAUGACACCAUUCUAUUCAUUGAUCUAUAACGUAACCACCGGCUAUUUAGCCCGAGCUGCUGUUAACAAAGUCUUACAAGGCGGUGCCUUUUCGACGCAAGAUGAAGAUUUUAAUGGCGAUAAUUUACAUGAUGAAACCUGUAAAGUUUCUUAGGUUAGAGGAGACUAUAUUUUUGGAAUUUGUUUUGUUUGCUGAGACUCCCACUCGUCGACCAAUUGUUGCCACGUUUUUUGUGUGUUUUUCUUCCAAACAAUUUGGUUUUACACUUUAUUGGUUUUCGUUGUUUAUGUAAGCCAUAAAUUGUUUUCCUUGUUUUUCCUUUAUUAUUUUUUUUUUACAUGACAAAAGUGCUCUCCUGUUUUUAUUGUUAUUUAUAGUUUUAUAAUUUAAUUUUUCAAAAAUUAAUUUUAAUUUUAUUUUAGAAAUAUAGUUCCUUUUAUGUUUAGAAGAUUAUAGACUAUUGUCCAAAAUUAUUAACAAUGUACUCGAAAGAAUUUAUAUUUAAAAAAAGCACAACAUUUUAUUGUAUAUGUAUAUGAGUAUAUUGUUCUAUA
Molecule: messenger RNA, 3897 nt
Organism: Musca domestica (house fly)
Lineage: Eukaryota; Metazoa; Arthropoda; Insecta; Diptera; Muscidae
Product: probable phosphorylase b kinase regulatory subunit beta
Exons: 18
Coding region: 155-3496 (1113 amino acids)
Biological process (GO): glycogen metabolic process
Cellular component (GO): phosphorylase kinase complex
Molecular function (GO): calmodulin binding
Source: RefSeq, a predicted model, not a curated record